CUUACCAUCUGUCAAAUAGCCUGGCCCCGUAUAAAGUCGCAUUGCGGUAUAAAGUUCCCGUCGAAAUUUCUUCACACAAAAACCGCCUUUCCGAUGUACGACGUCAGCGUAUAAUCACAAGUGGUCCGCGAGAUGCCGAACCGCACCAGCGAUGUUGAGCCGAUGCUCAACCACCCGCCGCAUUAUCUCCACGAACUACCCCAGGAGGACGAGGAACGUCUGGGCAGACUGUUCACCACUCUAGACCGGGAUGGCAACGGUAAAAUCGACAUCACCGACCUGUCCCAGGCGCUCAAGGAGCACGGGGUACAUCACGGAUACGCCGAGAAAUUCUUCAAGAGUACGCAAACGAAAAGUGGUGAAUUGUCCCUUGCGGAUUUCAUCUACUACGUGAGGGAGCACGAGAAAAAUCUCCGACUGCAUUUCUCCCAUUUGGACCGGAACCGAGAUGGAAAAAUUGACUUGGAAGAACUGAUCAGAGCAUUUAGCGACCUUGGCAUUCCACUGGACCGAAGUGAAGCAACGAAUCUUUUACAAAGAAUGGACCAGGACGGUAGUUUGAAUAUAAGCUACGAUGAAUGGAGAGACUUUCUCUUGUUGGCCCCCAGCAGCAACAUUCAGGACCUUAUUACUUACUGGAGACAUUCUACGUACCUCGACAUCGGGGAGGACAUGAACGUACCCGAUGACUUCACACAAAAUGAAAUGCAGACGGGCAUGUGGUGGAGACAUCUCGCAGCUGGCGGUAUUGCUGGUGCCGUUUCCAGAACUUGUACGGCUCCAUUAGACAGACUAAAAGUGUUCCUCCAGGUACAACCAAGCAAACAAAAAAUCAGUGACUGUUUCAAGUACAUGGUGAAGGAAGGUGGUGUAAGUGGUUUGUGGCGUGGCAAUGGGAUCAACGUGCUUAAAAUCGCCCCGGAAUCCGCCAUCAAAUUUGCCGCUUACGAGCAAGUCAAACGCCUCAUCAAAGGCGACUCCAAGCAUACGCUUAGCAUUUAUGAAAGGUUCUGCGCCGGUGCUGUUGCCGGUGGCGUCAGUCAAACUGCCAUUUACCCCUUGGAAGUCCUAAAAACCAGGUUAGCGCUGAGAAAGACUGGCCAGUACAAAAGCAUAGCCGACGCAGCGUAUAAAAUUUACGUGGGCGAGGGGGUGCGCAGCUUCUACCGGGGUUACGUGCCUAACAUCCUGGGAAUUAUCCCAUACGCAGGCAUAGACCUGGCGGUAUACGAGACGCUGAAGAAGAAGUACUUUAAGACGCACACGCACGACGAACAACCCAGCUUCUGGAUGCUGCUCGCGUGUGGUUCCGCCUCCAGUACUUUGGGUCAGAUGUGUUCGUAUCCGCUGGCGCUAGUGCGGACGAGAUUGCAAGCUCAAGUAAUUCAUCCAACAAUAGACCCGUCGACGGUGACAAUGAGCGGGACGUUCAAGGCUAUAAUCGAAAAGGAAGGAGUUCUGGGUCUGUAUAGGGGAAUAACGCCAAAUUUUAUAAAAGUGAUGCCAGCGGUCAGCAUCAGCUACGUGGUCUACGAAUAUUCCAGCCGACUACUCGGCGUGAAUAUGACGUGAUGCCUGGGCAUUUUUAGGUGUUUCAUAUAUUUUAAAUUAAAUUUCCAAUCGGGAAUGUCCCAGCUCCCGUGGGGGACGGCGAUAUCUCUAGCAAUUUAAAGUUGCUUAGCUAAUUUAUUUAUUUGUACAGAAACAUGUUGAUAAAGUUCUUCUCUUCUCGAUAGGCUUUAAAUACCUUAAAAUUACUCAAAUCUGUUUCUGACGCUUGUGAAUGAAAAUAUACAUACGUUAGGAAUGUAACAUUUUAAACUAAUUUACACUAUAUAUCUCGUUGGUGUUUAAAUUCCGUAUUCCAACCAAAGACCGCAUCUUUAUAAUGACACAGCGUGUUCAGAGUGCUCUCGCAAAGUUGGAAUAAAUUCGUUAUAGAAUCUUCCAAGUGGUGGUUUUGGUCAAACGCUCUGAACACAUAUUUAUUAAUGAAAAUCUAUGAAAAUGAAGAAUGUGAUGUACUUAAUAUUUUAAUAAUUGGUAUUUAUUAUACUAUAACUGUAUUUAUAUAAAAAAUGUUAAAAUGAAAUCUAUGAUACUA
Messenger RNA from Aethina tumida (small hive beetle), 2104 nucleotides. RefSeq names its product calcium-binding mitochondrial carrier protein SCaMC-2 (gene SCaMC). Bases 133 to 1572 code for a protein of 479 amino acids. Gene Ontology annotation, biological process: transmembrane transport. NCBI's taxonomy places the organism in Eukaryota, Metazoa, Arthropoda, Insecta, Coleoptera, Nitidulidae. The record is from RefSeq and is a predicted model, not a curated record. Gene Ontology annotation, molecular function: calcium ion binding; ATP transmembrane transporter activity. The transcript has 8 exons.